Molecule: messenger RNA, 1191 nt
Organism: Tremella mesenterica DSM 1558
Lineage: Eukaryota; Fungi; Basidiomycota; Tremellomycetes; Tremellales; Tremellaceae
Exons: 6
Coding region: 1-1191 (396 amino acids)
Molecular function (GO): dioxygenase activity
Source: RefSeq, a predicted model, not a curated record
AUGGCUGAACCAUACGUUCCUCCUACACCUACCGAACCUCAACCACAUGUUCCAACUUGGAUCCCUCCACCUCCAACAGAUGGAAAAGGAAUAGAAUUUGCUCAACUUCAUACCAUCGAGCUCAACCUAUUGGAAGAUCCUGAUCCAGCUGUGGUUCAAAAACUCGUCGAAACAGCUAAAAUCGCUAUCAAGGAAGAUGGGUUUUUGUAUUUGACUAACUAUGGUGUCAGUUUGGAACAACUUCAUCGACAAUUUUCAAUCGGACAAUAUACCUAUGAUCACAUUACCGAGGAAGAAAAAGAAAGACUUAAAUGGAACCCUCAAGGUGGAUCUUAUGCAGGAUACAAAGCUCCAUUUGGAUGGAGGCGUGAAAAGGGAGCUCCAGACGGUAUUGAACAAUUUAACUUUUACAAACAACAAUUUGCCGAUUUGAAUCUCGUCCCUUCAUGUCUUCAUCCUUUCAUGGAAGAAAUCUCAGCUUUUGUUCAAUACCUUACGACUUCCGUCAAUCGUAGAUUACUCAAAUUAUUUUCUUUGGUAUUGGAACUUCCUCCUGAUUGGUUAUACGAAAACAUUCAAAGUAAAGGAGGUAUAGUAGCUGAUAGUUAUUUCCGUCAUGCUUUAUUCCGUCCUUUGACAGAAGAUAUAAAAUCUGUUGGUGGUGGUGCUUUAAGGAUGAACGGUCAUACGGAUUAUGGUACUACUACAUUAUUAUUUUCUGUACCUGUUUCUUCACUUCAGAUUUGGGGUAGGGAUAAUAAAUGGCGUUAUGUAGGAUAUAACCCAGGAGCUUUGGUCAUUAAUAUUGGGGAAACUCUCGAGAUCAUUUCUGGUGGUCAUUUUAAAGCUACUCGUCAUAGGGUCGUUGAACCUCCUGAAGAUCAACGUACUUUUGAACGUCUUUCUCUUGUACUUUUUAACGCAUCUGAAAGUGAUAUGCGUGUCCAACCUGCUUAUGUAUCUCCUUUGAUCCAACGUGAAGGUUGUAUCGAGGAACAAGGAGUAUAUAAAGAAUUCAAAGCUUUAAUGGAUAAAGGUUUCCCUGUCCCCACUAAUAGGGAAUGGCGUGAGAGUCAGAUAGCCAGUAUUAGACAAGUCGCCGAUAAUCCCAAAAUGAAGAUUGUCUUGGUGAACGGGGUGGAGAUGUCUGAACAGAUGUAUCACGGCGUCAAAGUUUUACUCCCUGUGUAG